GGAGACCAAAACACAUAGUGGUCUCGGAGAAAGCACAGGACCCAAACCCAGAAUAACCUUAUCUGAGAAAGAAGCCCAGAAGAAGAGGGAAAAAAAGGAGGAAUGGCUCUUUCCCAGGGACAGGUGACCUUCAGGGAUGUGGCCAUAGAAUUCUCUCAGGAGGAGUGGGAGUGCCUGAACCCUGCUCAGAGGGCCUUGUACAGGGACGUGAUGGUGGAGAACUACAGGAACCUGGUCUCCCUGGGAAGCCUUUCUGCUGGAUUUGCAAUCAAGGACUUAUCACCAAUAGAGGACAUUAAUAAAGGAGAGUUAUACCACUUAGUGAUAUUGGAGAGAAAUGAAAGCCAUAGCAUCAAGGAUUUUGAUCUCAAGGAAGUCUGGGAAAAUAUGCAUGAGUUUGAGAGUCACUGGAGAUAUGAUGCAAGAAAUUACAAAGAAGUGCCUUUGACACAUAACAAAAAUCUCAUUCAUAGAAAAGAUCAACAGCUUAAUAAAUCCUCAAUUACUUUUCCUCAAAAGCAGAGUAUUACUGUAAAAAAUAAUACAUACCAAUAUUUCAUGCAUGACGAGCCAUUUGUAAGGCAUUUGUUAAAACUGGAAAAUAACAUAAGUGGUGCUGGAAACUGGUACAUAAACUGUUUGGAAAAUAGAAUUGGAUUAAGUUUGCAGGGACACCUGGCUGAACUGCAGAGAUUUCAUACGGAGGAAGAAAUGCAUGAAUGUAAUCAAGUUGAGAAAUCUGUCAACAAUGGUUCCCCUGUUUCACCACUUCAGAGAAUCCCAUCUAGUAUCAAAAACAUUUGGAAUAAAUACAGGAAGAUUUUAAAAUAUCCUUUGUUACCUGCACAAUACAGAAGAGCAUACACUAGAGGAAAAUCUUACAACUGUAAUGACUGUGGGAAGGCUUUUAGCAAAAGCUCAAAUCUCAUGAGUCAUGAGAGAAUUCAUUCAGGACAGAGACCUUACAAAUGUAAUGAGUGUGGCAAAGCCUUUACGGAGCGUUCACAUCUUACUCAACAUAAGAAAAUCCAUACUGGAGAGAAACCUUACAAAUGUAAUGAGUGUGGCAAAGCCUUUAACCAGUGUUCGAACCUCACUAGACAUCAGAGAGUCCAUACAGGAGAGAAACCAUAUAAAUGUAACAUAUGUGGCAAGGUCUGUAGUCAAAAUUCAAACCUUGCAAAUCAUCAGAGAAUGCAUACUGGAGAGAAACCUUACAAAUGUAAUGAAUGUGGUAAGGCCUUUAUCCAACGUUCACACCUUUGGAGUCAUGAGAGAAUUCAUACUGGAGAGAAACCUUACAAAUGUAAUGAAUGCAGCAAAGCCUUUGCUGAACGUUCAGGCCUUACUCAGCAUAAGAAGAUCCAUACCGGAGAGAAACCUUACAAAUGUAAUGAGUGUGGCAAAGCUUUUAAGCAGUGCUCACACCUCAUUAGACAUCAGAAUACACAUCCUGGAGAGAAACCACACAAAUGUAAUGUAUGUGGCAAGGCCUUUAUCCAAAGCUCUAGCCUUAUGGAACAUCAGAGAAUUCAUACAGGAGAAAAACCUUAUAAAUGUAAUAAAUGUGAUAAGGCUUUUAUCAGACGGUCACACCUAUGGGGUCAUGAGAGAACUCAUACUGGAGAGAAACCUUACGAAUGUAUUGAGUGUGGCAAAGCCUUUGCUGAGCGUUCAAAUCUUACUCAACAUAGAAAAAUCCAUACUGGAGAGAAACCUUACAAAUGUAAUGAGUGUGGCAAAGCUUUCACCCAAUUUGCAAACCUUAAUAGGCAUGAGAAAAUACACACUGGAGAGAAACCACACAAAUGUGAUGUUUGUGACAAGGCUUUUAUCCAAAGUUCAAGCCUUAUGGAACAUCAAAGAAUUCACACAGGAGAAAAACCUUAUAAAUGUAAUAAAUGUGAUAAGGCUUUUAUUAAACGUUCUCACCUUUGGGGUCAUGAGAGAACUCAUACUGGAGAGAAACCUUAUAAAUGUAAUGAGUGUGGCAAAGCCUUUAUGGAGCGUUCACAUCUUACUCAGCAUAAGAAAAUCCACACUGGAGAGAAACCUUAUACAUGUAAUGAGUGUGGCAAAGCUUUUACCCAGAAACACCAAAGAAUUCAUACUGGAUAGAAACAUUACAAAUAUAAUGAAGGUGAUAAUUUAUUUAGCCAAUUCUCUCAAUGGACUACAAUAAGAAGAUUCAUCCUAGGGGAAGUA
Messenger RNA from Neomonachus schauinslandi (Hawaiian monk seal), 2205 nucleotides. RefSeq names its product zinc finger protein 677. Gene Ontology annotation, cellular component: nucleus. The record is from RefSeq and is a predicted model, not a curated record. Gene Ontology annotation, biological process: regulation of DNA-templated transcription. Bases 103 to 2118 code for a protein of 671 amino acids. Lineage: Eukaryota; Metazoa; Chordata; Mammalia; Carnivora; Phocidae. The transcript is spliced from 5 exons.